Molecule: messenger RNA, 1033 nt
Organism: Limulus polyphemus (Atlantic horseshoe crab)
Lineage: Eukaryota; Metazoa; Arthropoda; Merostomata; Xiphosura; Limulidae
Gene: Glo1
Product: lactoylglutathione lyase-like
Exons: 7
Coding region: 149-682 (177 amino acids)
Molecular function (GO): metal ion binding; lactoylglutathione lyase activity
Source: RefSeq, a predicted model, not a curated record
ACGCCCUCUAUUAUUUAAGCAUAAAUGCAUAAAAGUUGCUCUGUAUUACUAUUAAGGUACCCUGUCUAAAAUUCUUGUGUGUCUGGGACGUGUCGUUUGAAAAUAUCGUUUCUAACUUUUGGGUUGUUUAAAACUUGUGUUUGAAGUCAUGGCAGCUCUAAGUGAUGAAGAGGUGGUAAAGGCAUGCUCUGAACCAGAUCCAAGCACAAAGGAUUUUUUCUUUCAACAAACUAUGUUUCGUAUCAAAGAUCCAAAAGUAUCUUUAGAUUUUUAUACAAGAGUUCUUGGAAUGAGAUUACUACAGAAAUUUGAUUUUCCUGAAAUGAAAUUUUCUCUGUUCUUCAUGGGCUUUGAAAAUUCUGAAGAUAUUCCUAAGGACAAGUCAGAGCGCACAGCAUGGACAUUUUCACGCAAAGCAACACUGGAACUCACCCACAAUUGGGGUACGGAAAAUGAUCCUAAUUGUAGUUAUCAUAAUGGAAACUCUGAUCCCAGAGGAUUUGGUCAUAUUGGUAUUGUUGUGCCUGAUGUGGACAUGGCUUGUGAAAGGUUUGAACAGCUAGGAGUAGAAUUUGUGAAGAAACCAAACGAUGGAAAAAUGAAAGGGCUUGCCUUUAUCAAGGAUCCUGAUGGAUAUUGGAUAGAAAUCUUGAAUAAUAAAAACAUGGUCACCGUCACCUAAAGACCUCGAACAACCAGUGAUUUCUACUUAUCAAGAGUAAUGCUGAAUUUUCAGGGUCGUUGUUUUUGAUCUGCUUGUAAAAGACAAAGGCUCCAAGUAUGGACAAAAAUAUAUAUUCAUAGUGAAUUACACAGUUUUUGGAGUUAUAUGUAUUAUUGCUGUGCUUUUAUGUUGUAGCUCUGAUACUAACAGAAUGAAGAUUGAUUGGAAUAAAUAAUUCUCCAGAGAUUAUAUGCAAUAAGCGAUUUCGAGUUAAGUGAUAUUUGAUUGAUUUUUGUAACCUUUCAAUGGCUUAAAUGUUAUUGUUUGAAAAUGAAAUUAAAACAAUUCCUGUGUUGAUGAAGGCAAAAA